Messenger RNA from Amoebophrya sp. A120, 5596 nucleotides. The record is from the annotation of a GenBank genome assembly. NCBI's taxonomy places the organism in Eukaryota, Dinophyceae, Syndiniales, Amoebophryaceae.
AGCGACGAACAGCAGUUCCUUCCCAUACACGACAAGCACUGUUUUGUACUACCCAGAGCAUUUUUAUUUUUUGUGUUUUCCCACCUCAUGUUGUUGCUGCCCCUCAUUAGUAGAUACCCGCGCACCACAACCCCCAAAAUGUAGAUCUUUUUCUUGCUCGUCGAGGAAUCGAAAUGAGCUUGUUUUCCCUCAUUUCGACCAUGGCCACCACUCCAUGUUACCCAUCAAACUACCCAUAGGAAAAGCGUGCUAAACAACCCAGAAAUUAUAUUACACAAACGUAAAUAUUAAAACUCCAUACUUACGCCAGCAACCGAAACAAGUAGACACGACCUGCGGCUCCCUUGACGUCGUCGAGGGGAGAUCCUUUCUCUCAUCGAUUGGAAAACCGACUACACGACCAUGUGCAUCUUCUGUGACCGGUUCCGAAGCGGCAACACCGUCCUGGACGAGGUUCUGGAUGUCGAGAAAUGCGAGGAGAUGAAGAAGAAGCGGAAAAAAGUGACGGUCGUCACCGGCUUAUCCUGAGCGAAAGCGCCCUCCGGUCAGAGUUCUUGUCAUGCAGAUUUGCAAUUCCAGGAACAUUUGUAAUGCACGUCCCCACGACGAGAGACAUUUCCAAUCGUGUUUUAGAAUUUGUAAUGCCGUAAAGAGAAUAAGGAGAUGGCUUUGUGAUGCCCCUGUCCUUGCUGUAAACGGCACAUCAGAACAGAGAGAAACUUGUGAUGCGUGCCUUCCAAAACUUCUGGACUUGUGUUGCUAAGUUCCCAAUUUGACUCUGCGAGGUGGUGGGCCACGUUUUUGCUCACGAUACGGGUUUCUCGGAUCGGGCAAGACGAGCUUCUUGAACUACGUGCUGACCUCCAAUACGCACAACAAGAAAAUAGGCGUAUCGAAUGUAAAAAUGUCUGGGUCUGGAAAAUUGCCAGGUUUGUCAUGCACACUUUGCAUGACGUGUGAGGUCUGUGAUGCAUGCCCCAGCAUCACAGAUUUUGUGAGAUCUUUGCCAUGCCUUUUCCGCAUGAGAAACUGCCUCUCGGCCUUCUCAAAAGUGAACAGCUUUUUGGUAAUCAUGCAACACAGAUUUUUGUAUGAUUCAGAUUUAGCAUGACAAGUUGUACUCUUCCAGACCCAGACAUUUUUGCAAUUCAUAAGGCGUAGUCGUGAACGAAUUCGGUGAGACCACCAUAGACGACAAGUUUCUGAAGUCUGUAUCAAGUGCAAGAAUGUCUGGGUCUGGAAUGUUGCCGGGUUCGUCAUGCAUAUUGUGCAUGACCCAGCAUGUCUGUAAUGCAUGACGUAGCAUCGCAGAUUUUUAGAAGGCUUCCUGAUGCCUUUUCCGCAUGGCAAAUGCCCUCCCCGCGUAGCACAAACUAGACUUCUCUUGCUGAUCAUGCAAUACAGAUUUUCUUAGAAUCCACCGACAGCAUCACAAGUUCCAUUCUUUCCAGACCCAGACAUAUUUGCAAUGCAUAGUCUGCUGGCAAUAACAAACGUGUCGAGACCUGCUCCGAGUCCGGGAUGCAAGUGGUAUCGCUCGAGAACGUAUCCUGUGCAAAAGUAUCGUACUCGUACAAAUGCAAUUCUUGCAUAACAAAUAUUUUUCUUAUAGGUAAAUCAGCAUGACAAAUUUCAUUUAUCAUGCGGAGAAAAUUUGUAAUGCAUCUAUACGACUACGAUACUGUUGCAGUUCAUAGAGCGGCUGCGUGUGCUGCACGGUGCGCGGCGAUUUGGUCACCGCCAUGCUGAAAUUCGCCUACACCAUGGAUGUCGACUACAUCCUGCUCGAGUGCUACGAAAUCGCGGACGAAAACAGGGGAACGAGGCACAGAGAACCACACAAGAUGAAUCUUUGGAGGAGGUUCUUGCGAAAGAAAAUUGGUCUUGCAAUCUUCCCGGAAGUGGACAUGAAUCAAAACACGACUGCCUCGCGCUCGCGCUGUCGAUGCCCCAAAAAAACUUCCCCCGGAAAAAAGAUAGAGCUGCUUUCUUGUUCUUGGCGAAAGUGUUUUAAAGUCCGCACCAGGCCGCGCGCUUCCCUAUGCGGAGUUGUGCCCUUUGACAGAUCAAGCAAGCAAAACCGAAAGCCGCUAGCCCACGCCGCUCGCUGCCCCGUCCCCCGCGCCCCCAAGUUGGUUCUGUGCCCCCACGCAUGAGGAUCAUCUCCCAAGCCCGCAUGCUGCCAAGCCCGCGCCGCGAGAAAAUUAUAAUAAUUCUGCAGACCGCAAAAAUCAUUCUGCAGACCGCACGGUAUUUCUUAUGAUUGAUGUUUUUUUCAUCAGCAACUACAUGAUGCAGCAGCAACGAUUUCGGGUGUAGUAAUACAACAACGAACAAGAGAACGACUACUACUACUGCUUCUGAGCCUUGAAGAUCCUGUUUCUUCUUCUUUUCCAUACCCUCUCCGGUCUCAGUGAGAUCGUCCCGGUGUGUCAAUGCUUUUUCGAGGCCGAUGUGCAGCAGCACUUCCAGCUCGAUGGAGUAAUAUGUGUUGUCGACGGCAAGCGGCUAUGGGUUGCAAAACUGCGGAAUAAGUGUCGUCGUACUGAUGCGCUACUGGUACAUCAAACUGUGCAUGUGACAAGACUGUGAUAGCAUCUUCACAAGUGUCAGUUUUGAUGUUGUAAUGCUGAUCACUAUUCGAAGAAGAAGAAGACAAACAGGACCCGGCAUUUGAUGUAAAUAGUUGUACGACGCUUGUUUUGCUGUGGAUAUUUUUACUACGAAGAAUUCAUCCUGGGACACAAUUUCGAUGACGACAUAUGCAUUGCAAAUAUGUCUGGGUCUGGAAGGAUGCAACUUGUGAUGCUGCAUUGGGAUUCUACAAAAAUCUGUAUUGCAUAAACAGCAAACCGGCGAGCGCGAGAGGGCAUUUCUCAUGCGGUAUAGGCAACAGGAAGCCCUCAAAAAAUUAAAAUCUAUGAUGCUAGGGAAUGCAUCACAGACAUCAGGAGUCAUGCAAAAUGUGCAUGACAAACCUUGCAUCCUUCCAGACCCAGGCAUAUUUGCAUUUGAUACGACACCGUCGACGGCAACGAGGUUCGGGAAAAAGCAAAUGACAGCGACGACGAGUUUGCCUGCGAACCGAUAGAAGACUAUCAAAUGCAAAAAUGUCUGGGUCUGGAAGAUUUUGAGAUUUGUCAUGCUUGUCUGGCAUGACCAAAAAGUUUGUGAUGCGUGUCCAAGAAGAGACCCUUUAUUUGCCUGUCAUGCAAAAACGCAGUUUGUCAUGCGAAAAACGCAACACAAAGAAGCGCAGAUAUUUGUCAUGCUUGCCUGUGCAUUACAGAGCAUUCACUAUCCCCAACGCAGCCUUACAAGUUUCCAGACCCAGGCAUUUUUGCCUUUGAUAAAGACUUUUCAACUACAACUCCCCCAAGGACGACGAAAGGACUAGAACCUCCAGCGAGAACUACCUCUUCUUGGGACGAUCAACAUGAUGGCAACCUCAAUAUCGAGGACGUCCAGAUGCUGUCCAUGUCGGAUAAUGAUAUUAACUACGACCAGUACAUCAAAAAUACAACCUCUACUACUUCUAACGAGGACCAAACUAUCAAGUGCAAAUAUGUAGUCCGGGUCUGGAAGAUUGGGGGAGUUUGUCAUGCAAAUUGUACAUGGUUCCCGAUGCCUGUGAUGCAUGCUGUAGCACCGCAGCUUUCGCACAGGUCUGCUCAUGCCUAUUCUGCAUUAGAGAUGUCCUGUCCGGUUUGCAACAACCUGAGUGUGCUUUGCCCCUCUUGCAAUACAGAUUGUUGUGUGGUCGACAGCUAGCAUCACAAAUCCCAUUCUCUCCAGUUCCAAACGUAUUUGCAUUCGAUACAAACGACCGUAAUGCAGGACAACUCGGACAUGAACCAGCUGGAUUUUUUAUCCUGAGUAAAAAUGUCCCCACCCCAGAGUUCGUUGUCAUGCAAAUCUGCAUGCCAAAAAAGUUUCUCAUGCGGAGGCCCAUGAGAGCCAUUUUCUAAUCCUGUUUUGGAAUUUGUGAUGCUAGAAUCAGCAUGAUGUGCUACAUCUGUAAUGCUUCCGAACUAGCUAAACAGGCUUACACUACGAGGAUAAACUUGUCAUGCGAAACAACCAAAGGUGGCCGAUUUGUCUAGCGGAUUUCCCAUCUUGACUCUGGUGUGGGGACAUUUUUACUCAGGAUAUUUUUUCUACUCCGAUGAGCAGCUGGAACAAAGCACCACGAAAAGAGCCAAAAAGGAGCGCAAGGAGCUGAUCAUCGAACAGCUGUCGCUCGCGGAUGUCGUUUUAUUGAACAAAAUUGACCUGUUCAAAUCCAGACACGACCGAGACACGGUGCUGCAGCACCUAAAAUCCAGAAACCACCUCGUCGAUGUGCUGCCCUGCCGGCAAGCGCGAGUUUCGAUUCCGCAGGUGCUGGACCGCAAUUUGUUCACGCCGACGCGGGAGUUUCUCACCCAGGAACCGCUUCACAUCUUUGGAAAGAAACCGCCAAUAAUACCGCCAGUGCUUACUUCCUUCCCCGGUAGUACAGCCUCCGCUACUGGCGGGGGCGGUGGAGGUGCGAACAGUGUGUCACUGGUCAUCACGGGCGAGCCGCUGGACACGGUGAAGGUGCGCGCGUUUUUGGCGGACCUCUACAUGCGGUACGCCUCGGCGCGCAUCCUGCGCUGCAAGGGGGUGCUGGUCACGCAAGACUCGCCGCUGCAGAAAAAGCUGACCUGGAUCAUGGUCCAGGGCGUUGCAGAUCACGUAGAGUGGGAACUGCUGGACCCCCAGCCGGAAGUGGAACUUAUUUUGCGUGAUGAAAAUAAUUCGUCUGAAGCAGCUCCCACUGCAAGAAGAACAACUUCCACGACCUGGGCAGAAAAAACAGCAACUUCAUUAGCUACCACUACCCGAUCAACAGUACUAGAGACAGCCAACGGCACAGGAACAACAACAAGCAGGAAAGACUAUAGCGAUAAAACCACGAUGAGCAACACGACCAGCGUCUCCAACAACAGCAACAUUAUCUCGCGGUUCGUAUCAAGUGUAAAAAUGUCUGGGUCUGGAAGAAUGCAACUUGUGAUGCUGCGUCUGCAUUAUUCAAAAAUCUGUAUUGCAUGAACAGCAAAAGAGGUCUGGUUUUGGCCACGGCGAGAGGGCAUUUCUCAUGCGGUAUAGGCAUCAGAAAGCCCUCACAAGAUCUGUGAUGCUAGGGCACGCAUCGCAGACAUCAGGAGUCAUGCAAAAUGUGCAUGACAAACCUUGCAUCCUUCCAGACCCAGACAUUUUUACAUUUGAUAAGUCGUGAUCAUCUACCAGAACCCACAGAGCAUCGACACCAGCAAAAUUCGUGCCGCUUUUUAUCAAAUGCAAAAAUAUCCCCACCCCAGAGUUGUCAUGCAGAUUUGCAAUGACAAGAACAUUUGUGAUGCGCAUCCCGAUGAUGGGCAUUUCCAGUCGUGUUUUGGAACUUGUAAUGCUGUAAACGGGAUAAGCAGAUGGAUUUGCAAUGCGGCUGUCCACACUAACCUGCACUACAGUACGAACUGAAAUUUGUCAUGCGUGACCACCAAAACUUCUAGGUUUGUGUUGCAAAAUCCCCAUCUUGACUCUGUGGUGGGGACGUUUUUACUCAGGAUAC